CGAAAAUCGUCCAUCAAACAAAGAUACGAAGGCAAUCCAGAUGUCGGCUGGUUGAACUUCACAAGUAACACAAGACAAUGUCCGACAUACAAUUAUACCUGGUCGAGGCCGACAAGAACAAGGACGAGGCUAAGAGGCUCGCUGCUCGCUCUGCUGAAAGCCUCGCGAAUGGCAAUCUCAAGCUGGUGGAACUCAUCGAAAAUGCCGGAGAAUACAUCAAUCACGAGGACCCUUCAAUGCGAAUCAAGUCGCUCGCAUACUUAGCCGAUGUUCUGGAACAGGUUGCUCCUAAAGUCCUGAAAGGUCAACAGCGUAAUCUUCUAUGCGGCUUCAUUCUCACCAGAGUGACCGAUGAUAACGAAGGCGCUGGCCAUUGCGCAAGAGCGCUUAUGGCUUUGGAGAAGUUGGGUAAAUGGGAUGCAGAAACCGCAGCCAACAUUGCAAAUACAUUCGUGAGCGAUUCACAGACUCUUCGGGACCAUAAGCUGCAAAGCGAGCGUUUCACAAUCCUGCAACUCUUGGACUUGUUACUCAGAAACUAUCGAAAGGCGCUUAAGGACUUACACAACGAUGAUCAUGACUUCCUGGCUAGAUUCAUCACCUACUUUGAUGGGGAGAAGGAUCCAAGAAACCUGAUGAUCGUCUUCUCAAUUCUGCAAGUUCCUAUGACCGAGUGGGAUCUCGGCCCUCACGCCCAGGAUCUUUUCGAUUCGGUCUUCAACUAUUUCCCAAUCACCUUCAAGCCUCCACCAGGCGACCCGUAUGGCAUUACCGCACAGGAUCUGAAAGGACGUCUACAGGAUUGCAUUUCGGCCACCUCGGAUUUCGCUCCUUACUCGUUCCCUGCACUACUUGACAAGCUCGACUCAAGCUCUAUCAACACGAAGCGUGAUGUUUUGGCCGCCAUCAAGGGAUGCGUCAUUAACUACGAACCUGCCACAAUCUCUCUGUACUCGGUCACACUCUGGGACUCGCUCAAGUUCGAGAUCUUGAACGUGGAGGAGGAGGACUUGGCGCAGGCGGCUCUUGAUAUUCUUGCGGCGGUUGCCAAUCAGCUCAGCAAGGUGCAAGAAGGUGCACUUACCGCUUAUCUUAAGCCUGUCAUCAAGGAGUGCAACGAACAUCUCGAAGAUGCACCCACAAAGCAAUCUCAGGCAGCAGGUCGCAUAAUUAACAGCAUUGCGAGAGUCUCCUCUGAACUUGCAAACACAAUGACUAAGGCUGUCCUCCCUCAUUUGUUUGAGCUUUUCCAGUCAUCAGAAUCGAUCGCCAAGAGACGCGGCCUUAUCGAGGUCCUCAUCUCGUUGAUCAGCGCGACCAAGGAUGUCUCGGAGCAAUGGAAGAUUCACAACGCAGAAGGUAUCCUCGUGGCAGAUCGUGCAGAAGAAAGCGCUUUGCGCGAUUGGCGUAACGAAGCAUUGGAAGCCAUGCUCAGGGCUGUUGUCAAUGCACCAAAGUCAGAGGUUUCAUUCCGUCUGUUCGCUAUUGCCGGCCUCAUCGGUAUGGUCAAGAUUCCCAAGCUAUUGUCCGAUGGCGAUGUCUCUCGAAUCAUCGAGUCAUUCACAGAUAUCAUCAUUCAGGAACGGUCUGCCGCAAACUCAGAAGUUGAGGCAGCGGCCAUCAGCGGAUUGGCUGUGACUGCUCAUCACAGUCCGAUCGUCACAUCUGAGAAAGCGUUGCCCACGUUCCUUGCCGAACUACCGGACAACCCGAGCCCUGGAUCAGUAUACGAGAGAGUGCUUGAAGCAUUCACCAAGUUGAGCACAGAAACACAGGUCUUCGAUACGGUCGUAUUGCGUCUGAAGAACAAACUUCAGGCAGCCCUUCAGCAAGAAGCCAACAUUACUUACAUUCACGCUCUUCUCAUGGCCAUCCUCUUUGCUUUCUCGUACGGAUCUCCUGGUACCGAAGAGGGCAUCAUCAAGUUCUCGUAUUUCUCAGACAUCGCAAAGCCCCUUCUAGACCAGGCUCUUGGCCUCGCAGGAAGCGAUGCUCGCUCAUUGAGCGAUCACACAAGCACAGACAUCAUUGGACGUAUCAGUAACAUCAUACUCAAAUCACAGACGACGCAUUUGCAGAAUCAGGUUCUUGCGGAGUAUGAGUCCUCUUUUAGCUCAUUCGGAAAGGACGCAUCCGAUGCCUACUCGAAAGCAGCCGUCAUCGCUUCCCUACAUCUCAACGCUGCAUUCCAACGGGAGGCAUUGACUCCCGAAUCGGCCACGAACCUACUCGGAGCUCUGGCUCGUACCGCAAACAGUCAAUCCACCUUGCCAGAUGUCCAAUUAUCUGCGCUUAGACAGACUGCUUUGGUCGUGAACAAGUUCGUUCCACCUUCAAACCUGGAGCAGUCUUUGGUUAGCACAUCUACGGACGUAGCAUCUCUGCUUGGUCAGGCUCGUUCCGCAGAGUCAAUUAUUCUAGCCUUCUCAGUCGUCAAGGGUCUCUUGAUCCAAGGCAAGAGCAACAAAUACACAACAAGUUAUCUUCAAAGCUUGUUGGAACUGUUGUCGGAUGCCACACUCGGAAGCGUGGCAGCCCGUGGGUUCGUUACGAUCCUCGCGCCUGACGACAUUCUUUCCAAGGAAAACCACUGCAUCGUUUCUGGUCUCUAUAAACAGAAAACCUUCAACCAAACAGUACCCGCCAUUUCAGAAUCAAGCAAAUCCGCCAGUCCGGCCGUAAAAGCCAACUACCUUGUUGCGUUAUCUGGAAUACUCAGAUGGCUGCCCUACAGCAUCAUUGAGAACUCUUUGGCAACGCUUGUUCUACUCCUGUUGCAAUCCCUGGAUCUGCAAGAUCAGACCCACCAAGAUGUCAAAUCCGCAACACUAGCCUCGUUGGAGACAAUCAUCACGCAAAACGCGUCCGCACUCUUCGAGCACGCCUCGUCGCUGAUCUCGCGUUUGCUUGCAUCCACAGCAUCGCCAGACAACACGCCACAAGUUCGCAAGGCUGCUCUCCGUUGCUUGACACUCCUUCCAACUCAGUUUAAGCGGGAGGCUGUGGUACCGUACCGAAGACAGGUGGUUAAGCGGUUGAUGGGCUGCCUGGACGAUGGCAAGCGUGCUGUGCGUACGGAAGCCGUCCGCUGUAGAACAGCUUGGCUCAGCCUCGACCAAGAAGACUCUGACGAGGAGUAAGGUUUUCAGCCAAGCUGCUUGUUUGCGCCCCCAUAUCGUGGGGGGAGGCUAGUAGUCGAGGUGUGGGCUGUUGCCUCGAACUAUUUUCUCCCUUCGCAAAAACCAUCGUCGAAUCUAACUUGUUGAUAGAGUAUAGACUUCUUUAGCACCUGUCAAACGUCCCUUUGUUCGGAGAGGAUACUACCGUGAGAGUUUGUCGUGCGGAGAACCGUGAUUGGAGAAGUUGGACAAGGUGAGGCUGUUUCAUAAAUUUAAGCUUGAGUCUAUUGACCCCAUGGGCCCUUUUUCUACUUCGAGACUGAUAGAUGGUCCAAACACACGACGUCUUGGUACAUGUCGUUGUUGGUCUCCCCCAACUGAAUGUGAGUUGUUUUUCUUUGUAUUCCACCAAUGGUUGUGUGUUCGCAGUUGAUUGCUCCACUAUUUCCGCCCAUGGCUUUU
Aureobasidium pullulans EXF-150 is the source of this 3581-nucleotide messenger RNA. RefSeq names its product MMS19 nucleotide excision repair protein-like protein. The record is from RefSeq and is a predicted model, not a curated record. Lineage: Eukaryota; Fungi; Ascomycota; Dothideomycetes; Dothideales; Saccotheciaceae. The coding region runs from base 78 to 3140 and encodes 1020 amino acids. The transcript has 2 exons. Gene Ontology annotation, cellular component: cytosolic [4Fe-4S] assembly targeting complex. Gene Ontology annotation, biological process: iron-sulfur cluster assembly.